AUGUACGACAACAAUAUGAGCUUCCUAGAGCACCAAGGGUGCUUUCCUAAAGGCUCCGAUUGUUACGACUUAGAGUCAGCGUCCGAGUCAGAGAAUAAGAGUGGCAUUAGGAGAGUGCCACGUCAGUUAUGCACAUUGCGAUUCUACGAGUCCGACGAUGACCGUCCGGGCCCUCACUCCGGUGCCGACUCGGCCUGCAGCUCUCCCCCGGAAGCUCCCGAUGACCGCGAUCAAACCAAGUUAGGGCCUCUCGAUGGCGGGGAAAACCGCUUCUCUAAAGCCCAUGGCAUCAACCCAGCCCUCUUCGACGUAUAUAUUUCCGCCCAAAAAGGCGCGUCGUCCCCUCCCCCCGGUAUCACCCUCCCCGCCCUUCUAAAGCUGGUAGAUGCAGAUAGAAUAGGGCACGCGACGGCGCGGCGGCAAUACCAAGGUUCCGACGCGACCGCCGACGUCGAGGCCGCCACCGCCGACGUCGAGACCGCCACCGCCGAUGUCGAGACCGCCACCGCCGACGUCGAGGCCGCCACCGCCGACGUCGAGGCCGCCACCGCCGACGUCGAGGCCGCCACCGCCGACGUCGAGCCCGCCACCGCCGACAUCGCGGCCGCCCUGCUCCGCAUUACGAAGGCCCAUACUCUGUUUGAGACCCGUCUUGAGAUACUCGGCACGAAAAUAGUCUUACUCGAAGAGCGUAUACCUGGCUCUUACCAAGUGGCGCCUAACCUGGCCGACGAGAAUAGAACACUAGCGUCUCUCCUAACAUCGGAUCCUAAUGAGUUCGACGCAAGCCGAGAUAUGGCGUCUAGUGACCUAUCAACCCCCCCUCUUCUAGUUGACUGCGACAUUGCCGACGUGGAGGCACAGACGGCGAGCUCUAGGAUGGAGGAGCCCGAGACCGCCAGCGCAGCCGACGCAGACCAAGGCACGACUCCUAUCGACCUACCAUCCCGUCGCCCCCCUUCGCCAGGUCCUCGGACGCCGCUCCUGUCCGUGCCGAUGCCCAGCCAAGAGCGGGCACCCCAGGCUCCCCAGACACAAGACGAACCAGACCAGAGUGCCACAACGCAGGACCAGGACGAGACUCCCCCGGUACAAGAUGAGCCGUUCCCAACGCCAGGCCAGACUGCGGUCCACGCUCAAGAUGAGCACAUUGAAACCCCCACAGCCCAGGAGUUCCGCUCGUUCGCGUCGUUAUACACCAGGCUCAGCCGUGAACACGAACCUCGGGGCUUCGUUCUCAUCAAAGUUCCAAGCGAUGUUCUCGGGAGCUGCUCGAGGCCAACCGAACCACGGAUCACUACAAGCUGGCGUCAAGCCCUACGCUGGAGGUCUGGACUGGUUGCCUCGGUCGAGUACGAGGAAGUCCGACAUAAUCCGCCGUUGAAAUGGCACAUUGCCGGCCCUGGCCAAGAUGAGACUGUUGGGCUGGAGCAGUCAGGGUUCUCCGUCUGUACGGAACAUCGUGUUUCUUGGUCGAGAACACUCGCAUACUGGUUACACCAACCAGGAGUUAGCUUAAGUCUAAAAAGGGAAGUUAAAAACCAGAGCCACAAGGCUUUCCCAAACAUCGGCAACCCCUUGAUCUUCUUCUGA
Thermothelomyces thermophilus ATCC 42464 is the source of this 1593-nucleotide messenger RNA. RefSeq lists its product as uncharacterized. The transcript is spliced from 5 exons. The record is from RefSeq and is a predicted model, not a curated record. Lineage: Eukaryota; Fungi; Ascomycota; Sordariomycetes; Sordariales; Chaetomiaceae. Bases 1 to 1593 code for a protein of 530 amino acids.